Molecule: messenger RNA, 1202 nt
Organism: Cutaneotrichosporon oleaginosum
Lineage: Eukaryota; Fungi; Basidiomycota; Tremellomycetes; Trichosporonales; Trichosporonaceae
Biological process (GO): D-ribose metabolic process; pentose-phosphate shunt, non-oxidative branch
Cellular component (GO): intracellular membrane-bounded organelle
Molecular function (GO): ribose-5-phosphate isomerase activity
Source: RefSeq, a predicted model, not a curated record
GCAGGCACAAGCAGUGACGAGAGCGGGCAGCAGCUACGACGCCGGGGGCUUGUAAGUCAUGUGCGCCCACGCCGGGUCUGGGCACAAGGGCGCCGGAAAAUGAAGUCAUCUCCGAACAUUCGGUGGAUCGGUGGGAAGAGCGAGUCAACAAAUCCUCGACGCCCUCCACCCCCUCCCACAACAAAUACUUGACCUUCUCCCACUCCUCUUCGCCACCAUUCUUCGCAAAAUCAUGACUGCCGCGCCCCCCCCCGUCGAGAUCGCUAAGCGACUGGCAGCCUUCGCCGCUGUGGACCGCCACAUCGGCCUGGAGCACAAGCUCAUCGGCAUCGGGUCCGGCUCGACCGUCCCCUACGUCGUCGACCGCAUCGUGCAGCAGGGCCCCAAGGCCAACGCCGGCCGCCUCUUCUUCCCCACCGGCUUCCAGAGCAAGGAGCUCAUCCUCCGCGCUGGCCUCGCCCUCGGUGACGUCGACAUGUUCACGCGCCUUGACGUGUGCAUUGACGGUGCGGACGAGGUUGACGCCGACCUCAACGCUAUCAAGGGCGGCGGCGCGUGCCAGCUCCGCGAGAAGGUCCUCGCUGACAUGGCCGACACCUGGGUCAUGGUCGCCGACUACCGCAAGAACUCGACUGUCCUCGGCACCAACUGGAAGCAGGGCGUCCCCAUCGAGGUCGUCCCCUUCGCCUACGUCCAGGUCCUCGCCGCGCUCCAGAAGAUGGGCGGCACCCCCAUCCUUCGCAUGGGCAAGGCCAAGGCCGGCCCCGUCGUCUCGGACAACGGCAUGUUCAUCAUCGACUGCGUCUUCCCCGAGCCGCAGAUGAAGCAGCCUGCCGCCCUGCUCCGCGACAUCAAGCUGCUCACCGGCGUCGUUGAGGUCGGCCUCUUCUGCGGCAUGGCCAAGGCCGCCUACUUCGGCAAUGACGACGGCUCCGUCACCGUCCGCGCGACCGGCGGUGUCACUGAGCAGAUCGCCAGCGUCCCCGACGUGCCUCCGACCUCGGCAUAGUCUGUAUCAUUGGGUCAUGCAAGUUGUGGUGCAUACUGCGGGAACGCCGAGGGAUUUGGAGUGAACACGCAGGGCGGAAGUAGAUUUGCCACCCAGUGAAGCGAGACUGUGCCUGGCAACGAGAGCGUUCCUCGCGAGGAAUGACGCGCGUGAUGCAGCUCACCUUCCCCACACUCGCACUCGUUCACUCCCG